Messenger RNA from Necator americanus (New World hookworm), 2934 nucleotides. RefSeq lists its product as uncharacterized. NCBI's taxonomy places the organism in Eukaryota, Metazoa, Nematoda, Chromadorea, Rhabditida, Ancylostomatidae. Gene Ontology annotation, biological process: positive regulation of DNA-templated transcription; protein autoprocessing. Bases 1 to 2934 code for a protein of 977 amino acids. Gene Ontology annotation, molecular function: DNA-binding transcription factor activity; sequence-specific DNA binding. The record is from RefSeq and is a predicted model, not a curated record. Gene Ontology annotation, cellular component: nucleus; endoplasmic reticulum membrane. The transcript is spliced from 19 exons.
AUGCUCGGAAAUCCUUAUCCGAAAGAAUUCGGUGUCUUCGAAGAGGAGGGGCUUGCUGACCCCCUUGGAGAAUUUAGCAACCUUUCCACUUUCAAUUUGUUGGAGUUCGUUCACAACGAUAAUACACCACUGGACAGUCCUGAUCCCUCUCGUCUUCCCCACAACGAUAGGAACGUGCAAGGACUAGGACAUAAUCAGCAGCAUAAUUCACACGCUAUGUUCCAGAAUGCGACUCGUUUACCGGACUCACCACCCAUAACCGACAUCUCCGGCGCAGGAUCAUCAGGUUCUCCUGAAAGUAAUUCAGAUGCUCCAUAUUCUCCAGAGAACUAUCCCAAUUAUGUCGGUAUUCACGGCAAUCUAAGCAAUAAUGGUGGUUUGAUUUUGGGUGUUCCUGGAAUUAUGACUCAUGAACUCCAUCAACCUUCUCAUGGUCCAGUUACACAUCCAAUGGCAUCUCCACAAAAUGCAUGUUUUAUGAGUCCAUAUCCACCGAGUCAGCCGACUCCUGGCAGUUUACCACAGGUUUCACCACCUGUUUCGAAUGUUCGUCACGAUACCCAACAAUACAUAGUUAAUAACGGUUAUAGUGCAGGGUUAUUCAACAUACUGAACGUUUCCAGCGAAGGCAGUAUCAAUAGUCAGGAAGCGCCAAGAAAACGCCCACGUCACGACAGUCAAUUAUUGGACCCUCCGAAAUUUCUACCAAAUUUUCCCGGUGUAGGACAAGCACCAGUUGCUGCGAGUCCUAUUGACUGUAACUAUCAGGACGAGAACUUUUCUCAACAGUUCAAGGUGAUCAAAUUCUCGACGUUCCAAGAAGACCAGUGGAGUUCCUUGUACGACAUAAAUCAUCAGCAACUAACGAAGCUGAAAAUUUGCGUUGUUGCUGACAAAGGUUUCAACUAUUCGAAUUCGGAUGGAUGCUUCGUUAAUCAGAAAAAGAAUCACUUCCAAAUCUCGGUAAAUAUCGAAGCGAAUGACGAGAAUCCGCCGAAAUUCGUGAAAGUUGAUGGAGUAAUGCACCCGAUCAAAGCUAUUAAAUUAGCGUUUUGUGGAGUGAAAGCUGAGAUGUUAUCGUCCGAAAUUCAAAUCAAACAGUCCCAAACUGACCGCAAACCGAUUCCCCAUGAUCCUGUCAUACUAAAUAUUCACGCUCGCGAAAUCACUAAAGUAACAGUACCUCGACUACAUUUCUCUGAAACGACUCUUAACAAUCAGAGAAAGAAUAAUCGACCAAAUCCCGAUCAGAAAUACUUCCUGCUUGUCGUUCGCCUACUUGCGUGCAUUGAGAACGGCCCUCCUGCCCUCAUUCAGGCGCAGCAAUCGGAGAAAGUUAUCGUUCGGGCAACGAAUCCUGGUUCGUUUGAACCACCAGAGAGUGAUGUGCAGUGGUAUAGAAAUGGUGGUACGCUUGUUUGUCAUGGUCCAGUCGCAAUCGGGACUGAUCGCACAGCUGCUAAGCUCACAGUUGAUGGGGAUAUCUACAUUACUGGACAAAUGACUCGCCCUUCUGAUAUUCGGCUGAAAGAGGACAUUGUGGAGAAACCGUCACGUGAUGCACUUGAACAUCUUCAACAGUUGCGCAUAGUAGAUUUCCGCUAUAAACCCGAGAUCGCCGAAUUAUGGGGGUUGACUGAAGAGCAAAGAAGACGCACUGGUCUUAUUGCGCAGGAAUUGCAAGCGGUCAUUCCUGAUGCUGUGCGUGAUAUUGGUACUCACUUGACUGUCGAUGAAUCAAGAAUCUUCUACGAAACCGUUCUGGCUAUGCAAGAACUGUGCAGACUUACGGGCGAUCUGGAUACAAAGAUUGAUGACAAGGUCGAGGAGAUUAGUCAAAGGCUCGCACGGUACGCUAGGAGGAAAAAGCUGAUUGGAUCGAUUGCUUCAAAUCUCAGCGAGCAGUCAUCAGGCAUUGUCAGCGAUAACAAGAGCUAUCUGUCCUAUUCAAGAACUUCACUUGCAUCUACUUCUCCAUCCAUUGCUAAGGAAGGUCGUGACAAGCGCAAGACCCGAACAUGUCGAUCUCAAUGUCAUCGACAAGAACCGCUCUGCAAUUCGAAGCUGACCCAAGGCACCAUAAUCACCCUCGUGGUAGUGAUGGCUGCUUGCCUCAUUGCAAUGUCCGCUUUGUACGUUCUUGAUUGGCACAACCGCAACUACGGUUACCACCACCUGUAUCCACCAAAUGCUACCCCUCCCACAAAAUCUGGCGGUUCUACGGAAGGCGUAGGGCACAUGAUAUAUCAAAUCGGACAUCCAUAUUUGCCGAUGCUUCAACCAGAUGCCCCACCGUUAAUGUCCACGUGUCGUUCUACCCAGUGUCAUACCUACUGUUGUGCGGAUCGAGCGACAUACCACAUAGGAAGAGAAGAGACUGAGAUGGAUACUAUCGUCACUCUGGGUGAGCGGACUAAGAACAUGAUCGCCCGAAGUGCUCCAGAUAUUUCCACCGGCAAACCACUUGGAACCGGCGUUCGUAUCACUAUUCCUAGCUUAAACGUUACAAUCGACAAUCGCUACUGUAUUGAGCAAAGCUGCAACAGGAAACGUGGUCGCUUUAACAUAUACAUCCCUGUUUCACCUUAUUUACCAACCCUUCCUUUAGAAAUUACAUUCUCGGUUCCAAAAGGAAAACUAAUCAACAACUGCGGCUAUUUGGCUGACUUCCAGCACAAGUAUUGCUCAUUCCAAAGUGAUAAUUUCAAAGCGGAACGUUUAAGGAAUCCAGUGGCGAACCAGAUCACUGAUGAUACGUUUGAGUUGUCUGUUGGUAACUACCUGCAAUCGGCUUAUCGUUUCCGCGUUGGAUUCACGACGGAGUCAUGUUUCUCCAGUGAGGAUCAUCUUCACGGUGGUUUCGAGGAGUACAAUCUCAUUUUCUACCGUACUUGUGCGCCACCUGCAGGUGUUACUGACGCACCAUCAGUUUGA